AUGAACUCGCACGAACGCGACUCCAUUGAGGGGGAGCCGCUUCUGGCGGGCGAGGAACGCGACAAGGUUGACAUUGACAACAGGGAGACCCCGUCCGACCCCGACCAUGGCGAUUCGUUUCGCACCGGCGAUGGAAAGCUUGGCCGACGCGGGCUUGCUUCUCGGUUCCGGGACCGGAAACGCACCACCGUCUUGGGCCUGCUGGCCGUCCUUACGUUCGUCGUCACCACGAGCGGCAUGCUCUUCCUCGUCCCCAUAUUCCGCCUCAUGGAAGACGCCGUCUGCCAUCUUCACUACGAAAAGCCCAAGUCCGAGCCCGUCGAGGAACGGAUGUGCAAGGUCGAUGCCGUGCAAAAGGAGCUGGCCUUUCUGGGUGGCAUUGGCGCCAUGAUUAACUCUGUCGUUGGCCUUAUCGCGACACUCCCGUACGGCGUCUUGGCCGAUCGAAUCGGUCGCAAACCUACCUUCACCCUCGCGUACGUUGGCAUUGUCCUGUGUUUCUCGUGGGGUCCCCUGAUUCUCAGCAUCGGCGAGUUUCCCCACGUGCACCUCUCGGUUUUCGGCCCCCUUUUCUUCCUUAUCGGAGGCGGCAUCCCGGUCGCACUCAACACUCUUCACGCCAUGGCUUCUGACAUCAGCUCGGACGGCGAUAAAGCGACUGGUUUCCUGUGCCUCUCGUUCGGCGCCGUUUCCGGUGGCCUCAUUGGUCCCGUCUCGGCGGGGUUGUUGAUGGAACACCUGGGGCCUUGGGCCCCCGUACGACUAGUCUUUUGCCUCACGCCAUUCGUCUUCAUGUUGGUCAUCUUUCUCCCAGAGACACUUCCCAUCAGUCUACGGGAAACGACCACGGAGGAAGAACGGCGGCCACCGGCCAAAAGAGUCCGCGAAGAGAUCAAGGAGCUCGGUAUAUCCUUUUCCCUGCUCAAGAACCGCAACAUCGCCCUGUCGCUGCCGGCUUUUCUGGUCCAGCCCGCGCUUUUCGCGGCUUACUCGUCGACCAUGGCCCAGCACAUCAGCACAUACUUUGGCUGGACUCUCGCACAAACCAACUAUCUCCUCGCCCCCCUUGGGGCCCUGCAACUCGUCGUCAUCGCCCUGCUGCCUCUGAUUUCCGGUUUCUUGACGAAACAGUCUGGGCGUUUCCGCCUGUCAGUCUUCUCUAAGGACCUCUUGCUCGCCGAAAUCUCGUUCAUCUUCCUCGUCUUGGGAGCGAUCCUCGAAGGGUGCAGCAGGGAAAUUGUUCUGUUUCUCAUCGGCCUCACAAUUGGCACCCUUGGCUCCUCCCAAGGACCGCUGUGUCGGGCCAUUGCCACAAGCUACGUCGAACCCCAGCAGACGUCGCGACUGUACGCCUUGAUCAGCAUGUUGGAAACGGGCGGCGCCUUUCUGGGGGGCCCGGUCCUGGCAUGGUGUUUCAACAUUGGGCUGUCGAGAAAGGGCUUAUGGACUGGAUUACCGUGGUUCUACGUGGCCGGGCUCGUCCUUUUGGCCUUUCUCUCGCUACUGUUUCUGCGGGCGCCUAGAAAUAAGACAAUCGCCGUUGGCCCGGAGAGCGAAAGUAACGAAGAAUUUGGAUACCAGUCAGCGGAGGAACCGGUUUAG
Thermothelomyces thermophilus ATCC 42464 is the source of this 1602-nucleotide messenger RNA. RefSeq names its product general substrate transporter. Gene Ontology annotation, molecular function: transmembrane transporter activity. Gene Ontology annotation, biological process: transmembrane transport. Gene Ontology annotation, cellular component: membrane. NCBI's taxonomy places the organism in Eukaryota, Fungi, Ascomycota, Sordariomycetes, Sordariales, Chaetomiaceae. The record is from RefSeq and is a predicted model, not a curated record. The coding region runs from base 1 to 1602 and encodes 533 amino acids. The transcript is spliced from 3 exons.